CUCCAUGCAUCCCGAUUCCCGAUAACCUCGGCAACAGGCGAUCUGUUUACUGCUUCGGCCGUCAGGCGUUUCGGUCCCCGAUCCCUAUUUCUACCGCCGCGCGGACCUUCUCCCCCGCGCCGCGCGCUUGAGAGCACCCUCUGCUGUGAUCCAAUCCAAUCCAACCCUUCCUCCGUAGGUGUCGACCGCCGCUGCGCGCAAGCGGCCGGACGCGUGUGCUGCGCCGCCGACGCAUUCCAAGCUUCCGUAGCCCACAGUAAUCGGACACACCGGAGUUAGCAAGUACUGACCUCGGCCAGGUAUUGAUCAGGUUCAACCAAGAGAGCAACAGCGCAACACUACAACGACAAUGCUAGACCUGGUUGCUAUAGCAGCUGAUGAUUCUGCGCUGGCUGAGGAUAUGCAGGUUGAAGAGGUUCUCCAAUUCUCAACUCAGUUCAAGAGUGAGAAUGUCUGUGCAGUUUGCAAACAGGUGAUCCAAUCGUUGGAAGCCUCAUGGAAACCUGACAAUUGUGACCAUGUCAUCUGCAUUGCCUGCUUCUGCCAAUACACAGAGGCCACCGGGCUGCCUAGGUGUGUCGUGGCUUCUUGUGAAUCUUUGUGCCAUACAGAGAUGCAGCACGAGAUCAGGGUGCCUCAUGGCACUUUGAUCUCAACGGAAGACAUGGACAGCCGUAAAGGGAAAAACCCUCUCAACGCCAUGCCCCAAGAGCUUGGGCAAUGCUCUCAUGGGGCGGAUGCAAUGAUAAGCAAUGAGUUCUACUGUUCCAUCUGCAUGGAGACAAUGCACAUUGGGGAAUUCUUUCCCAUUGACGGAUGCACACACACCUUCUGCAUCAGUUGUGUGAGGCAGUACAUUGCUGCAAAGGUUGAGGAGAAUGUAUUGUCUAUUGGCUGCCCUGACCGGGGGUGCAAGAAAGGUGUGUUGCACCCAGAAGCAUGCCGUGAUGUGAUCCCUUUGCAGCUGUUCCAGAGGUGGGGUGCGGCGCUCUGUGACUCAUCAUUGGGGGAAUUCAAAUUCUACUGCCCCUUCAAGGACUGCUCGGCUCUGUUGGUUGAUGAUCCUGGCCCUGGUGAGGCGGUGAUAACAAAUGUGGAGUGCCCACACUGCUGCCGGAUGUUCUGUGCCCAGUGCAAGGUUCCAUGGCACGAUGGUGUGACAUGCACAGAGUUCCAACGCCUCGGGAAAGAUGAGCGAGGCAGGGAGGACCUGUUGCUGAGGAAGGUUGCACAGGAGAGAAAGUGGCAGAGGUGCCCCAAGUGCAAGAUGUACGUGGAGAGGAUCACGGGCUGCGUGUUCAUCAUCUGCAGGUGCGGGCACUGCUUCUGCUACCUUUGUGCAUCCCCAAUGUCUAGGGAUAGCCAUUAUUGCAAGACCUGCAAGCGAACCUAUUGAAUGACCUGAAGCUUCCAAGCCCUAACUGAAGGAAGGGAAUUCUUAGCUCUACCUCUACUAAAUCUGGUUGAUUGCUGUUAUGACUGUUUUGAUUAUCUCUGGCUUGUGCAGUUCUGAUUUGAUAAGUCGGUAUCAGAAGUAGCACUGGGGUCUAUUAGUAAUAAUAACUAGAGUGUGGUUUAGGAAAUGACAUCACAAGAGUGAAGCUUAGUCUUGCCACCUUUUGUAAUGGCUGACAUCUGAAGGUGCUGUCCAGUUUCUAGCAAUUAGGAAGUAGUAUCAUGCUACAGUAGCUUGCAAGGCAGCUACUAGGUAUGUUGCUUUUGAGAAAUCACCGAUCACUCAGUUUAGUUGUACCAGCUAACUAAUAUUUCAAAUCUAAUGGCUGGCAUGUGUUGCAAGUUGGAAACGGGUA
This is a messenger RNA of Panicum virgatum (switchgrass), 1811 nucleotides long. RefSeq names its product probable E3 ubiquitin-protein ligase RNF144A-B. Gene Ontology annotation, biological process: positive regulation of proteasomal ubiquitin-dependent protein catabolic process; protein polyubiquitination; ubiquitin-dependent protein catabolic process. Gene Ontology annotation, cellular component: cytoplasm; ubiquitin ligase complex. Lineage: Eukaryota; Viridiplantae; Streptophyta; Magnoliopsida; Poales; Poaceae. The transcript has 3 exons. The coding region runs from base 350 to 1396 and encodes 348 amino acids. Gene Ontology annotation, molecular function: ubiquitin conjugating enzyme binding; zinc ion binding; ubiquitin protein ligase activity. The record is from RefSeq and is a predicted model, not a curated record.